CGAUAACGAUCACCAGUCAUCAGAGCGAGCGCGGUUGAGGAGGGAACCAGGCGUAGCUGCUCUAGCUCUGCUCAUUCACUCUGUCGAAAAGGAGAAAAAAACGUGUAGUUCCGCGGUUGCAGUUUUUCAGUCGACACGACCUCGGCCGCGGAUGAAGGGCACUCUCGCCGUCUCGGCGAAUACACCACAGAUAAUUCGUCAAUGUAAGGAUUAUUCGGGGCAGCUCCUGCAGCUAAGGUUUGGAGUCGCUUGACCAAAAGAGGUUUUACAAUUCCAUGUUACUACGGUGCAUGUGAAAUACGCCUUACGUCUCAAUGGAGAUCUCCAACCGGUGAUCCGGACCCACUCGCUGCUGCCGUUCAGCAUCGUCGUCGGAGAUUGUGAGGAGGUGUUCUGUCGCCGGGCACACAGCAAAUUGUAAGGGAAGUACAACUGCAAGUGGUUUCCAUGGCUUUAGACAUUCCAGUGAAUUCUGCCCAAGUCCAAUCAAGAUCACCCGGGACAGCCAUGCUUCUGUUGCUUGUCAUCCUUUGUGCCCGUGGUGUCACUGCGAACGAAAAAACUGACUAUGACCAGUUCAUGAAGCUGAUGAAGUCUCCGGAGGUGUCAGUGCCCAUCUAUGCUCUGGCCGGCUUUGUUGGUCUGUGCAUAGUGGCCGGAGUGACAAUUGCCAUCAUGAUGCGGCGAGUGCGAUUGCAGCAGGAAGAAGAGAACAGAAAGCCAGCAAAGCAGUAUAGUCAGUUCAAGAUUGGCCGAAACCAGGCCUCCGAAUCCUCAUAUUCUGAGCUAGUGCCGGGCCAGUCGCCGCCUGCAGACCAAAGCUCGGUGAUCUGCUCGCAGGAAGCGUUGAACAACUCCAUUCCCGAAGAGGAAGCAGAGCAAGGACAGAGUCUGAAACGAGGUCAGGGCAUCGUCUACAGCCAGGAUUCUCGCGGCGCAACAGUCGAAGUCUCCAACGUCAGCCAGUUUGGUGAAAUGCCCAUAGCGUAUGACAGCGGAGCUCCAUCGGGCGGUCUGUUUGGUAUGGGCAGUGCUCGCAACAGGGCACGAGCCAUGAGCACAGAAGACAGGGUCUUCAUGGGCAGUUCGGCUCCCUCUGCCUACGAGGAAAUCAGUGAGACCUCACUGUCGCGAUCAGUACCUUUUGAUCCAAGACCUCAACUUCCUGUACCACAGCCAGAUUCAGCGAUCAUGGCCCAGCCCAAUACCUACGAUGAAGUGGAGUUGGAUCAUUCCCUCAGAGCGGGCGGUGGCAGCGCUAUUGUCCCUCCUGCGACAGGGUACCGGCCGCAAGAGGCACCACAUUACCCGAGCAAGCGGAAAGUGGCCAGGGAUAACAGUGCGGUCAAUCUUGACGUGCUCAUCGGAGCCCUGGACACCGAUAAUGCCUAUGCUAGUGUGGCGUAAUGGCGCCUGUAGACUGUAGAUAUACCCGGGAUUGAAAAUUCCGCACCGGCUCAUGCACACUUGGCUGCUGAGUUGCAACGCCCACCUCCCCAGUGCAACACCAGUGAGGCCUGUUCGACAUCCAGCCUGCGCUUUGUGAUCACUAAAAUGGCUUGAGCCUACCCGUAUUACCGUUGUAUGAUCAAGGUUGAGGUGAUACAGAAUGUGUUUUUCUAAGCUCAGUCCUUCAUACCUCUCUGCCUCUUCGUAGAAUUGGAAGCGGGCACUGAGAAGAUUAUCGCAAAUGAAACAGCUGAUGGAGAUUGCAGUGACGUUGAUAUGCUAUCCAUAGAAUACUCCUAGCUUGUCCAUAAAUACAUGCAAACUGUGCCAUUCUAUUUUAAUGAUAUUGUUUUUUUGAACCUUUUUGCCUUACUUUGAGCCCUUUUUUGACAUUCUGUAAAGAUGUUGCCUUGAUAUGCUGCCGUGUUGCACUGUUUCUUUUGUUUUUAUUUUUGAUAGCAGGACCAGCAGAAUAUUUGUCUUUCCUGGUCAUAAGUUACCACCCUAGGAUUGCUGUACAUACUAGGUACUUCGAAGUAGCUUUGUGUACGACAUGAUGGCGGCACACAUGACUUCAUUCUGUGGUAACCAUUGCAUCGAUGGCUGAAACGUUGUUCUGGCCGGCAUGGCCUAACCGACUUCAA
Sycon ciliatum is the source of this 2093-nucleotide messenger RNA. RefSeq lists its product as uncharacterized. Lineage: Eukaryota; Metazoa; Porifera; Calcarea; Leucosolenida; Sycettidae. The record is from RefSeq and is a predicted model, not a curated record. Bases 448 to 1407 code for a protein of 319 amino acids. The transcript is spliced from 3 exons.